Molecule: messenger RNA, 672 nt
Organism: Phoenix dactylifera (date palm)
Lineage: Eukaryota; Viridiplantae; Streptophyta; Magnoliopsida; Arecales; Arecaceae
Source: RefSeq, a predicted model, not a curated record
AUGGUAUCAGAGAUUAGAUUCCUAGAGGUGAAGAAGUCAAAUUCAGACCUUGAUGGUUCUGAUGAGGAGAGGAAGGAUUCAAGCAGCAGGAAGGGGAAGCACAAGAGAUUGAAAAGGAACCAAAAGAAGAGGAAGAGUUCACGAUAUGAUAGUUUUGAUGAGGAUGAUGAAGGCUUAGGGAGAGAAAAGGAAAGGUCGGAGAGCGAGGGCGACUCUUCUUUGGAUAGGGAUGAGGAGAGAAGUUCUAGGAGGAGGAGGAGUUCACAAUAUGAUGGCUCUGAUGAGGAUGAUGAAGGCUUAGGGAGAGAAAAGGAAAGGUCGGAGAGCGAGGGCGACUCUUCUUUGGAUAGGGAUGAGGAGAGAAGUUCUAGGAGGAGGAGGAGUUCACAAUAUGAUGGCUCUGAUGAGGAUGAUGAAGGCUCAAAGAGAGAGAAGGGAAGGACGAAGAGCGACAGCAGCAGCUCUUUGGAUAGAGGUAAGGAGAGAAGAUCUAUAAGGAAGAGGGGGAGGCGGGAGAGCUUGUCGGAGGAUUCUUAUUCAUUUGAGGAGUAUGAGAAGAUGAAGAAGAGAAAGAAGGAAGGGAGGAAUAAGCAUGGGAAGGAGAGCAGAGGGACAAGGGAUGAGCGGCGGGAUGAGUUCUUUGGUAAAAAUUUCUUUUUGAUCGUAUUUUGA